Penicillium expansum is the source of this 492-nucleotide messenger RNA. Its product is annotated as EKC/KEOPS complex subunit CGI121/TPRKB. The record is from RefSeq and is a predicted model, not a curated record. Lineage: Eukaryota; Fungi; Ascomycota; Eurotiomycetes; Eurotiales; Aspergillaceae. The transcript is spliced from 3 exons. Bases 1 to 492 code for a protein of 163 amino acids. Gene Ontology annotation, biological process: tRNA threonylcarbamoyladenosine modification; telomere maintenance via recombination. Gene Ontology annotation, cellular component: EKC/KEOPS complex; cytosol; nucleus.
AUGGCCUCAAGUCUAGAGACGAUCAGCCUGCCACAUCUACCAUUGAUGCCCGUGCAUGUUGCUCUAUAUCGCGAUGUUCAAAAUGCCGCCUCCCUGAAAGGCCAACUUCUCGCCGGUCAUACAGAAUUCGAUCGACUGAAAUCUCAUAAUGUGCAUUCUGAGAUCGUGUUCUCAUUGAACCCUACGAAUAAUAUCACUGAAUCAUUCCGUAGAUUUGGUAUUACCGAUUCAACCAAGGACCUUUUAGUGAUCAAGGUCUCCGUCUCUCCGGAGAUAACACAUGAAUCCGUUGCGGCCCACUUGGAUAGCUCGGUUCAAGGAACACCUGUGCCUUUCGAUGACCAGACACUCUCCAAAAUCUCUGAUAUCAACAAGAUCAAGAAAGCGUACAAGCUAGGUGCUCUGCCUUCACCAACGGCCAAGGAGAAUGAUGAGGCCAAGCAACGACUCGAAAAUUCCUUGUUGAGUGCAAUCGCCUUGAGGGGAUCAUGA